This is a messenger RNA of Ailuropoda melanoleuca (giant panda), 4326 nucleotides long. It is a transcript of the gene ZNF772, whose product is annotated as zinc finger protein 772. Gene Ontology annotation, cellular component: nucleus. The record is from RefSeq and is a predicted model, not a curated record. Gene Ontology annotation, molecular function: DNA-binding transcription factor activity, RNA polymerase II-specific; RNA polymerase II transcription regulatory region sequence-specific DNA binding. Gene Ontology annotation, biological process: regulation of transcription by RNA polymerase II. The coding region runs from base 1 to 1755 and encodes 584 amino acids. The transcript has 7 exons. Lineage: Eukaryota; Metazoa; Chordata; Mammalia; Carnivora; Ursidae.
AUGUCGGAUUACACUCAUCGGAGAUAUGGGAACGGCACCUUUAAGGGAAAGCGACCUCAAGAAGACGCAAUUUGUAGGCGCCGCCGGCUACGUGGUGGCCUCUGCUCCGGAGCCGCGCAGAUGCCCCUCGCCAGUGUGGUUUCUGAGGAAACUACAUUACCCAGGAUUCUCCGCGGUGCUGGGCCAAUGAAGGCCCGGGAGAGGAGUGUUUCUGUUGAGGCGGGCCUGAGGAUCGCGUCCUCGCACCUGUCGACCAUUAAUGACCCCCUCCCCUCCGCGCGCCUUCCCGGUCCACAGGUUCCGGUGGCGGCGGCCGCACUGACGGACCCUGCGCAGGUUCCAAUGAAUUCAGAAGUAAUUAUGGACCCUUUACAGGGACAGGUGAACUUUGAGGACGUGGCCGUGUACUUCUCCCAGGAGGAGUGGGGGCUCCUUGAUGAGGCUCAAAGGCUCCUGUACCGAGAUGUGAUGCUGGAGAACUUGGCACUUAUGGCCUCGCUGGGAUAUGAAUCUUCCAUGUCCCGUGGGGUUGCCUCACUGGAGCUGGGCAGCAAGCCCUGGGGAUCUGACUGGGCAGACGCUACUCCAGCCAGGACCAGAGAGGCUCAGGGUUGUUUUCAUGGAAUGGAGGAUGAGGAGAUAGCUUUUGAGCAGAACAUUCCUGUGGGAGUGUCACAGGUCAGGACUCCUAAGACAGGUCCUUCUACCCAGAAGGCCCGCCCCUGUGAGACUUGUGGCCUGGUCUUGAAAGACAUUUUGCACAUGGCUGAGCACCAGGGAACACACCCUGGGCAGAAAUCGUACGUGUGUGGGGCAUGUGGGAAACAAUUCCGCUUCAAUGCAAACCUUCAUCACCAGAAGCAGCACAGUGGAGAGGAACCCUUCAGAGGGGACAAGGGCAGCACCUUGCUGGUGAACAGCUCCCCUCCUGAACCAUUGGAGAUGCCUUUUACGACAGGGAAGGGUUAUAAGGACUUCCCAACUAGCUCAAGCAUUUUCCAGCACCAUGCCCCUCAUAGUAAGUGGAAGCCAAACAGUAACACCAAAUGUGUGGAUGCCUUUCACAGUGGACAAAGGCAUUACGAGUGCAGCGAAUGUGGGAAAGCGUUCAGCCGCAAAGACUCACUCGUCCAGCACCAGAGAGUCCACACUGGAGAAAGGCCUUAUGAGUGCAGCGAAUGUGGGAAAACCUUCAGCCGCAAACCCAUACUUGCUCAGCACCAGAGAAUCCACACUGGAGAAAUGCCAUACGAGUGUGGCAUAUGUGGGAAAGUUUUCAAUCAUAGCUCCAACCUUAUUGUACACCAGAGAGUCCACACUGGAGCAAGGCCUUACAAGUGCAGUGAAUGUGGGAAAGCCUACAGCCACAAAUCCACACUUGUUCAGCAUGAGAGUAUCCAUACUGGAGAAAGGCCUUAUGAGUGCAGCGAAUGUGGGAAAUACUUUGGUCACAAAUACAGACUCAUUAAACACUGGAGUGUUCAUACUGGAGCAAGGCCCUAUGAGUGCAUUGCAUGUGGGAAGUUCUUUAGCCAGAGCUCUGACCUUAUUGCACACCAGAGAGUUCACAAUGGUGAAAAGCCCUAUGUGUGCAACGACUGUGGAAAAGCCUUUAGCCACAAACAUGUACUUGUUCAGCACCAUAGAAUUCACACUGGAGAAAGACCAUAUAAGUGCAGUGAGUGCGGGAAGGCCUUCAGGCAAAGAGCUUCCCUCAUCCGACAUUGGAAAGUUCACACUGGAGAAAGGCCUUAGGAUGGCAGGGAAUACACUGUUUCCUUGUUCAACAUAGUGACUGACAGCAGAGAGAAGCUCUGAGAUUAGCCUUCGUGAGUAGCCAUCAGCCAGAAGUUGAACCUCAUACAUUUAAGCAUGUUCUGAAUGCCACCUAUGUGGGAAGCUUUCUGGUGCAGUGUUGGACUCUGUAACCUGUCCAGGAGCCUUGCCAGAGUUCUGUCACUGCCCGUAUCUCAGAAAAACAAAAAACCAGCCAUGUAUGGAAUGGCAGAGUCCCACAUUGUGUGUAAGUCCCCCAAACGUUUUCUAAUAGGCAGACCUCUGCUGCUCCUCCCUUCCCUAGAGGGAGUCAUCAGUACCCGGAGCCCAUUAAGGAUCUUCACCGCUUCCUGCCGCCUUCUCCACCAGCUAGUACAAGCAUGGACGUGACCUAGUUUUGGUCAGAAGGUUGCAAGCUUUGUUCUGGCUGCUUGCGGAGAAGGUUUCCAUUUUUCAUGGGCUUUGUUGGUCUCAUUUUGCACUCAUGAUAGACUUGUCCAGCCUCCAAGUCACCUACCUUAGGAAUUCCCAUCUCAUAUUGUUUUGUUUUUGCAACAAAUGUUUUAGGUUUUAAACUAUAUUGUGGGGGAUUCUGUUCACUCUGUCCGUUGUAUCAAGAACCGAAGGGGUUCUGCCAGCAUGAAGGGAGGAACAGCUUUUGUGAGAGCUCCAAAUGUGUCUCAGUGGUGUUAGAAUGGCAAGCAAAGAACAGCUCUCAUUUUAGCCUAACUUGCAUUACUGCUGAAGGCCUCCUGUGAAAGAAUACUGAUCUUGGUGGGCCUAAUCUUUUGGCCUGUAUGCCAGGAUUAUUUGUGUCAUCAAGGUCACCCUGAGCAGUGGGCAGUUGUGACAGCCUCUGGUGUAUCUGGGAGCAGUAUGAAUUGGUUCUCUUGAUCCAGAGGGAUGUUUCGUAGUCCCAUAUUCUCUUGAUGAGAACUUGACCCUCUGGGACCUGCCAGUGCCCCUGAAAUCUAUUAUUUAGCAGGCAGAUGUCACUGUCCCCUAAAAAGACUAGGUAGGUAUCAUAAUUGGCACAGAGAAACUGAUUAAUGGGGAGUUAGGAGCAAACUGUAGGGAAUGUGACUCUUAAAAAGGUAUAUCCACAUGUUACCAUCACUAUGGCUUUGGUGUGAGGUUUUACAGAAAUUCUCAGGAUUCCCAUAUUAGUGUCUCUUAUGGUUAUGGUCACUGUUAGAGCAAUCAAUCGAAGGAUUUUCUGCAAUUAAUUGCACAUAUUUAUAGUAUACAGUUUGAUAAGUUUUGAUACAUGUUUGCACCUGUGAAGCCAGGUUUUCUUAUUUGUCCUACAAUCCCUCUCCCCUUUACCCAUUCCCAGGCAACCGUUCAUCUUGCUCUCUGUCACUGUAGAUUUCUUUGCAUUUCCCAGAAUUUUAUAUCUAUGGAAACAUUUAUGUACACAGGUAACACUUUAAUAUGUACUCUAUGUACCUGGCUUUAACUCUGCAUAAUUAUCUUGUGAUUCAUCAGUGUCAUGUGCAUCAGUAGCUUAUUCCAUUGCAUUCAUACUUUUGCUGAAAGUGUUCCAUUUUAGAGAAAGAGUUCCAAAUCAAGUGAUCCAGUAGAGAGCUCACACAAAAACAAAACCACAGUAUCUGUUAAAACCUUUUCCUAGAAGUGAUGUGUUAACAUUCCUGACUUAUUCUAAGUGGAAGGGGACUCCACAACAGGGACAACACGAGAAGGUAGGGAUUUCUAAGAGAAUCUCUUGGACAGUGGUUACCACAGUCUUAGGGGUUUUUUUUUUUUUCUUUACACUUUUAGUCUUUUAAUGAUUAAUUACAUUGACUAAUUUUAAAAACUUAAACCGACCUUACAUUUCUAAGGUGAGCCCCAUUUGGUCAUGAUGUAUUCUUUUUAUGUAUUUUUGUAUUUAUUUGCCUUUUUUUUUUUUUUAAGAUUUUUGCAUCUGUGCUCAUGAGGGAUGUUAGUCUCUAAUUUUCCUUAAUGCCUGGGUUUAGUUGGUAUCACCAUAAUACUGGCUUUACACAUUAUGUUGGUUAAGUAUUCCCUGAUUUUUAAUUUUGUGGAACAGUUUGUGAAGAAUUGGUGUUAUUCUUUGUUUUGUAGAAUUCACCAGUGAAAUAAUUGGGCCUGGAGUUUAUUCUAUGGGAAGAUUUGUAAUUACAAGUUUAAUUUUCAUAGUGGAUAUAGAUCUAUAGAAGUUACCUUUUUUCCCCUAGAGUGAGCAUUGGUGGUUUGUGUCAUUUAAGGAGUUCAUUUUAUUUAAGUAGUCAAACUUUUGAAACUAUUCUCUUACUAUUUUACUACCUGCAGUAUCUUUACUGAUGCCACCUCUCAUUCCUGUGUUAACCUUAAAAAUAAAACUGCCAGUUAUUUUACCGGGAAAAAAAAAAAAAGUAUAUUAGGGAAUAGCUGAGAUUGCAACCCAGGACAAGUGAGUUUUAGCAAAACCAUAAGCAAGUCUGGAGAACAAAGGUGAAGAAUGCUUUUUUAUAGAGGAAAGGGGAAAUUAGGAAGGGCUGUUAUAAACUAAAAGGCCACUGGAAUAAACUGGGUGUUGGAACUACA